AUGUCGUCUAGCUCAUUACUUCAAGGCGUAUUGAGGCCUACUGUCGAGGCCGCUGCUGCCAAAGCCAGCGCAUCAAACCCUGCGAGCCCUACGAAACCCAAGUCACCUGUGGAGCAAAAUUACAGCGAUGCAGACAGUCGACGGGGCGUUCAGGUCGACCAUCUGGCAGCAAUGAUGGGCCGCAUAGAAAUCAAGCGCCCAAAGACUCCUGAUCAGCAGAACGAUAGCGAAGAUGAACUGAUUGGAGUUCAAACACUACCGAACACUCCUGGCGUACUCUCUCGACCUUCAUCGAGGCCCGGAUCGAGAGCCGCAUCUCCCAGUCGGCUAGGAGCCUCUGGGCGAAAACUACGUGGGCCACUUAUGCUAGGCGGCGCUGUUCGUCACACGGACCCGAUCCGAGCAUUCCCAACCGAAGUCGGUCAGAAGAUAUUUAGCCAGCUUGGCAUCCAUGACCUGGCCAAGUGCGCCAGGGUAUGUGGUCGAUGGAAGAGGAGCCAAACAUUAAACUAUGUAUGGUUCCAACACUACCGAAAGGACAACUUCCAGGAUGAGCACUUGCCUGCAGGCAAGUGGACAAGGCGAGAAUCCAAGCAAGAUUGGCGCGUUACGUACCUAAGAAUUCAGAGGACAUCAGACUACAACGGCCCGCGAGUAGCCGCUGAUGCAGACGCCCUCGGCUCGGGCUAUGUAACUCCAAAGGAGAUGAGGGAGGCACAAUGGGCCAGCGAGGCCAGCGCUGCUAAUCUCAAACCCAGCAGAGUAGAGGCUAGGGCGAUGUAUAAAGAUCUAGGCGGCCGAAAGUUCAAAGGCAAGAACAAAUUCGGAAGCGAAACUAGAGAUCGUGGAGGCUGGGGCGACGGCGGCGAUUAA
Messenger RNA from Rhizoctonia solani, 873 nucleotides. RefSeq names its product F-box-like protein. The transcript is spliced from 5 exons. Bases 1 to 873 code for a protein of 290 amino acids. The record is from RefSeq and is a predicted model, not a curated record. NCBI's taxonomy places the organism in Eukaryota, Fungi, Basidiomycota, Agaricomycetes, Cantharellales, Ceratobasidiaceae. Gene Ontology annotation, molecular function: protein binding.